This is a messenger RNA of Physella acuta, 1872 nucleotides long. RefSeq lists its product as uncharacterized. The record is from RefSeq and is a predicted model, not a curated record. Lineage: Eukaryota; Metazoa; Mollusca; Gastropoda; Physidae. Gene Ontology annotation, biological process: regulation of DNA-templated transcription; circadian rhythm. Gene Ontology annotation, molecular function: DNA binding; DNA-binding transcription factor activity. Gene Ontology annotation, cellular component: nucleus.
CGCGCAAGUCACCUUUCCAUUUGUGUGGCAAACGACAAGCAGAAGUCAAAGAUUUUACAUUGCUUUAAUAUAAAUUUUAUUGAACACUUUGCGUAGAGUUAAAUAUCACAUACACGCAAGAGUAUUAGUUUGUUUAUCCUGGCUAUUCACAGAAGCGGGUUUUUAUCGAUCGUCCAACAGCCGCCUAUUUUGGUUCUGUCUUUAGAAAUCUCGGCAUUGAACUCAGGAUAAGAAACACAAAUUGUGUCGAUGUUGGACAUGGAACAAUCUGAACUGAAUAAAACCACAACGAUUUGAUCUCAAAGAAUAAAGUCAACACGCAGUCUGUGAACCAGAGAGCCACACUACUACAACUAUUGUGAGUCUACAGACAAUGACGACAGCCUACGCUGCACCAAGCUCCCGUUUUUUCCUAUCCCAGUCCAAAGCGUACGACAGCCUGGACGCGAUCGUCAAACAAGAGCCCUCAGAGAACUGUUCGGACGCCGGUCGGCCCGUGGACAUGUCGGUGUCGGCUAGAUACGCCUGCGCCCAGCCCGCACCAUCCCGCUGUAGCAGCUUCCCUUUCCCCUACACCAGCCAAGACAACCACCAGCAGAACUACGACCAUCGCUCACCCCCGGGGAAUCACCAAAGUGACUCAUCGACACCCUCGUCUCCUAUAGAGCCCAGACAAUCCCCGCGCUCGCCCGUGUCGCCUGACUAUAAUUUUAAAUCAUCACGUGGUACGCUAGGUCUACCCGGGGUGAUGACCGGAAAUGGCCGAAUCCCAGGGAUGAAAUCAAUGGAGCUUCAGACAAUGAGCGCCCAGCAGCGGGCCAAGAGAGAGUUUGUCCCCGACGAGAAGAAAGACGAAGGGUACUGGUGCAAGAGACUCAAGAACAACGACUCGGCGCGCAGAUCGCGAGUAAAGCGCAAAGCUUUGGAAAAAUUAAUGGAAACACGACUUCUAGAACUACAGAAAGAAAACAUUGAACUCAAACACGAAAUGGCCGCUCUGAAAAGACAUUUCGGCAUUGAAGAAAAGACAUUCUCCUACGGGGAGUUUCCUUUUGCUAAACAAGGCACGUCACCGAGACGGUCGCCGGCGUUAGAUGACGAUAAAGACGAAGACCUGGAGCGGCAGAGCGCAGGGUCAGAAGACUCCAGCUCCAACGACGACUCCCGGGUCUACAGCAUGGGUAGCGUCACCGCCCUCAACCAAACUCUCGGCCCAGCCGUGCGCUACAGAACCAACCCCGGCAGCUCUACGACCGAAAGUCGAGGUCUAAGCAUCGAUUCCAGAAGCUCCAGAACCUGCGACAGCGGCUGCAGCAGUCUCCGGAUUGAUAAAUCCGGAGCGCUGGACUUAACCAGCGACCAGAGCGAGCGCUCCACCCCCGCCAGAGACACGGCCAGGGAGUCCUCGCCCGACACAUGCAGCAGCAGCAGUUCCAGCUUCAGGACGGCGGCGUGGACCCUCGGGGACCAGGGUCAGGCGGACGGUAAGCACCAGAUCAUGACAUUCCCGCUCAAGUGCCGGUGGAAGAAAGAGAUGAUCUCUGCUCACGCUGCCAUGGCGGAGGAGAUGCGCUAACGUCUGCUACACACACGCAAUACUGAACAGACAGUACCUCGAGGCUUGUUCUAUUCGGAUGCCAGACUGUACAAUGUACAUUCUUUUUAAAAAAUUCCGACUUUGGGUAAUUUACCUCAACAGUAUAUUGAAUAUCUAUUUCCUCUGGCUGUAUUCAAAUCUAAUAUUAUUAUUUAACUGUAAAUAUAAACGGGUAUUUAAGAAGGAAAUCGUAAGCGGAUUGUAAAUUUUGUUUUGUUCAUUUUGGUGAUCUUUUCAGGCAGGAGACCACAUAAACAAUCGUCAUAUAUAUAUAU